Messenger RNA from Arachis ipaensis, 4933 nucleotides. NCBI's taxonomy places the organism in Eukaryota, Viridiplantae, Streptophyta, Magnoliopsida, Fabales, Fabaceae. The record is from RefSeq and is a predicted model, not a curated record.
AAUGAGAGUGAGACAACGUAUAAAAGCAAACAAAAUAACACAGUGGCAUAAAUGGUAAAUAAGAGUCAAACUGUGGUCAGAAUUUCAACGUCCCGCAACCACAAAACAGAGUUUUCAAAUUCACUCAUCGUCGUCGUCUGCUUCUUCUCCGUCAAUCUCUCUCUCUCUCCGUCGCUAUCAUUUUUCUCUCUCUAAAGCAACAAAACACCAAAAGCGUCUCUGAAUUUGACGGCUCCGCUACAUUUAGCGGUAAAAUUCUCAUCUCAAUCUCAAUCGCUCGCUGCACUAUCUAUCUUCCUCUCUCUACAUUUUCUCUCACUUAAGCCUUAGCAAUUCACUUCACUUUGCGCCUCUUUUUUCCACAUUCGUUUGUUGAAUUGGUGCACCAGAUCUGCAUCGUGCUGCACCAGAUCGGAGCACAGAGAUGGAGGAGGCGCUGGAACUGGCGAGGGCGAAGGACACGAAGGAGCGGAUGGCGGGAGUGGAGAGACUACACCAGGUUCUAGAAUCUUCAAGGAAGGCGCUGACGUCAUCGGAGGUUACGUCGCUUGUGGACUCGUGCAUGGAUCUGCUUAAGGACAACAACUUCAGGGUCUCACAGGGCGCUCUUCAGUCCCUAGCCUCCGCCGCAGUCCUCUCCGGCGACCACUUCAAGCUCCAUUUUAACGCCCUACUCCCGGCCGUCGUCGAUCGGCUCGGUGACGCCAAGCAACCUGUUCGUGAUGCCGCCCGCAGGCUCCUGCUCACUCUCAUGGAGGUUUCUUCUCCUACAAUAAUCGUUGAACGAGCAGGAUCCUCUGCGUGGGCCCACAGAAGUUGGAGAGUCAGAGAGGAGUUCACACGAACUGUUACAUCAGCAAUUAAUCUAUUUUCAUCUACUGAGCUUCCACUUCAACGGGUCAUCCUUCCUCCUGUUUUGCAUUUGCUCAAUGAUCCAAACCCUGCCGUUCGUGAUGCAGCUAUUUUGUGCAUUGAGGAGAUGUAUGCUCAAGCUGGCCCUCAAUUUCGUGAUGAACUUCAACGCCACAAUCUUCCAUCAUCUUUGGUAAAAGAUAUUAAUGCCAGGCUAGAGGGAAUUCAACCAAAAGUCCGCUCUUCAGAUGGUGUUCCGAGUGGUUAUAUCACUGGGGAAAUUAAGCCUUUAAAUACCAAGAAAAGUAGUCCAAAGGCUAAAAGUUCAUCAAGGGAGACCUCUCUAUUUGGAGGGGAAGGUGACGUUACUGAGAAGCCUAUAGACCCUAUCAAGGUAUAUUCAGAGAAGGAGUUAACCAGGGAAAUUGAGAAGAUUGCAUCUACUCUUGUACCAGAAAAAGAUUGGUCAAUUCGUAUUGCUGCUAUGCAGAGAGUUGAAGGUCUUGUUCUAGGAGGUGUUGCUGAUUAUCCAAGUUUCCGGGGACUCUUGAAGCAACUUGUUGGACCUUUGAGCACACAGUUGUCCGACAGAAGGUCUAGCAUUGUGAAGCAGGCUUGCCAUCUACUUUGCUUUUUAUCCAAGGAACUCUUGGGGGAUUUUGAAGCUUGUGCUGAAAUGUUUAUACCAGUCCUUUUCAAGCUGGUUGUGAUUACUGUGCUUGUAAUUGCAGAGUCAGCAGAUAAUUGCAUAAAAACGAUGCUGCGCAACUGCAAAGUUGCUCGUGUGCUUCCUCGUAUAGCUGAUUGCGCAAAGAAUGAUCGAAAUGCAGUUCUUCGUGCUAGGUGUUGUGAAUAUGCCCUUUUGGUCCUAGAACAUUGGCCUGAUGCACCAGAAAUACAUCGAUCAGCUGAUUUAUACGAGGAUAUGAUAAAGUGUUGUGUUUCAGAUGCAAUGAGUGAGGUACGAUCUACAGCAAGGAUAUGCUACAGAAUGUUUGCAAAAACUUGGCCAGAGCGUUCUCGACGUUUAUUCUCAUCCUUUGACCCUGUAAUCCAGAGGUUAAUAAAUGAAGAGGAUGGAGGAAUACAUAGGCGACAUGCUUCCCCUUCCAUUCGUGAUAAAGGCGCACUGAUGACUUUACCAAGUCAAGCCUCUGCUUCCUCUAAUGUACCUGGUUAUGGAACUUCUGCUAUUGUCGCAAUGGAUAGAAGUUCAAGUGUAUCAUCAGGGACAUCUGUCUCUUCUGGCAUACUUCUUUCACAAGCUAAGUCACUUGGUAAGGGUAAUGAACGCAGUUUGGAAAGUGUAUUGCAUGCUAGCAAACAGAAGGUCACUGCUAUUGAAAGCAUGCUUAGAGGCUUGGAUUUGUCUGAUAAGCAUAAUUCAUCUCUCCGGUCAUCAAGUUUGGAUCUAGGAGUUGACCCUCCAUCAUCUCGUGAUCCACCAUUCCCAGCUGCUGUUCCUGCGUCUAAUCAUCUGACAAGCUCUUCAACAACAGAAUCAACUACUUCUGGCGUCAAUAAAAGUAGUAAUCGAAAUGGUGGUCUUGGUUUAUCUGACAUAAUCACUCAAAUUCAAGCUUCGAAAGAUUCUGCCAAGUUUUCAUAUCAUAGUAAUGUCAGUGCUGAGACUUUAUCAUCAUUAUCUUUAUAUUCAAGUAAAAGGACUUCUGAAAGAUUGCAGGAAAGACGUUCUUUUGAUGACAAUAGUGACAUUCGAGAGGCUAGGAGAUUUAUGAAGGCCAACACUGAUAAGCAUUAUUUGGAUGCUCCAUAUAGAGAUGUAAACUUAAGGGAUUCACAUAAUAGUAAUGUGCCUAAUUUCCAGAGGCCGCUGUUGAGAAAGAAUGUUACUGGGCGUAUGUCUGCUGGCAGGAGGAGGAGUUUUGAUGAUAACCAGCUUUCUCUUGGAGAGGUGUCAAAUUAUUCAGAUGGUCCAGCAUCUCUUAAUGAAGCUUUGAGUGAAGGACUUACUUCAGGGUCUGACUGGUCUGCCAGGGUUGCUGCCUUCAAUUAUCUUCACUCUUUGUUGCAGCUAGGUCCAAAGGGGGUUCAAGAAGUUGUCCAAAAUUUUGAGAAGGUAAUGAAGUUGUUUUUCCAGCAUUUAGAUGAUCCCCAUCAUAAGGUUGCACAGGCUGCUCUUUCUACUCUUGCGGAUAUAGUUGCAGCAUGCCGAAAGCCUUUUGAGGGUUACAUGGAAAGAAUAUUGCCACAUGUCUUUUCACGUUUAAUAGACCCUAAAGAGCUUGUUAGACAGCCUUGUUCAACCACCUUGGAAGUUGUUAGCAAAACUUACAGUAUAGAUUCACUCUUACCUGCAUUGUUACGCUCACUAGAUGAACAAAGGUCUCCCAAGGCUAAGUUGGCUGUUAUCGAAUUUGCCAUCAGUUCUUUUAAGAAGCAUGCAAUGAAUCCAGAAGGUGCUGCUAAUAUUGGCAUCCUAAAAUUAUGGCUUGCCAAGUUAGCCCCAUUGGUUUAUGAUAAAAAUACAAAACUUAAAGAAAAUGCCAUUACAUGCAUUAUAUCAGUGUACUCCCACUUUGAUUCAACUGCAGUUCUUAACUUCAUACUUAGUUUGUCAGUUGAAGAACAAAAUUCUUUGAGACGAGCACUUAAACAAUACACUCCUCGCAUUGAAGUAGACCUAAUGAAUUAUCUGCAAAGCAAGAAAGAUCGGCGUUCUAAGUCUUCCUUUGAUCCUUCUGAUGUUGUGGGGUCAUCCUCAGAAGAUGGAUAUGUUGGUUUCUCUAGAAAAGCUCAAUACCUUGGAAGGUAUUCUGCUGGUUCCUUAGAUGGUGAUAGUGGCAGAAAGUGGAGUUCUCAAGAUUCAACCCUGAUUAAAGCCAGUCUUGGCCAGACAGCUUCAGUUAAUCCAGUGGGACAAAACUUUGGCUCUCAAACUAGCCAACUUGGACAUGUGGACAAUAGCUUGAAUUAUGAGGGUCUUUCAAUUCCUCAUCUUGAUGAUAAUGGUCUGGUGUCAUUAGAGCAAUUAAAUGGUGCUGAAGCAUAUGUACAUGACAAAGAACAUUCUUCUGAAUUGGAACUGAACCAUCACUUAGCUGAAGCUGUAAAGGUUAAUUCCAUGACUGACACAGGACCCAGCAUUCCUCAAAUUCUUCAUAUGAUAUGCAGCGAGGGUGAUGGCAGCCCUAUUUCAAGUAAACGGACAGCACUUCAACAGUUAGUUGACGCUUCUAUAACAAAUGAUCAUUCUGUUUGGACUAAGUACUUCAAUCAGAUUUUGACAGUUGUUCUUGAGGUGCUGGAUGAUUCAGAUUCCUCAAUCAGAGAGCUUUCUCUUUCACUGAUAGUUGAGAUGCUUAAAAAUCAGAAAGAUGCAAUGGAGAACUCAGUUGAGAUUGUAAUUGAGAAGCUGCUUCAUGUCACAAAAGAUAUAAUUCCGAAGGUCUCAAGUGAAUCAGAGCACUGCCUGAACAUUGUUUUGUCCCAGUAUGAUCCAUUCAGAUGUUUAAGUGUUAUAGUCCCUCUUCUGGUUACAGAGGAUGAGAAAACUCUUGUCACUUGCAUAAAUUGCUUGACAAAGCUUGUUGGCCGGCUGUCUCAGGAGGAACUGAUGGCUCAGUUACCUUCAUUUCUACCUGCUCUUUUUGAAGCUUUCGGAAACCAGAGUGCAGAUGUUCGCAAGACCGUUGUUUUCUGUCUUGUGGACAUCUAUAUCAUGCUUGGGAAAGCAUUCUUGCCAUAUUUGCAAGGGCUUAACAGCACACAGUUGAAGUUGGUCACUAUUUAUGCGAAUAGAAUCUCACAAGCGAGGACAGGCAAAGCCAUUGAUGCCUCUCAUGAUUAGCAUGCUCAUUCAGAAGUAAAUUUGUGAUUUUUGGGUGUUAUUAUUCUUUGUUGUGUAUUUUGUAUAUUUGCGUGCAUGAAUUUUAGAGGUCCGUUUCCUCUGUUUUAUAAAAUAUAGUUUUGGUCUUUACUUUUUCUAUGCCAAUGUUUAUUCGAAUUUAGAGGUGCUGGUGGUGAUCUGGUGGAAUGCAGUGACACAUGUAAUGUAUAUUGAGUAAACAUUAUUGAUUUGAUUGUACUACAUUCUUUUAGUGGUUCAUUUACUUUUUUA